Molecule: messenger RNA, 2563 nt
Organism: Fukomys damarensis (Damara mole-rat)
Lineage: Eukaryota; Metazoa; Chordata; Mammalia; Rodentia; Bathyergidae
Gene: Tox4
Product: TOX high mobility group box family member 4
Exons: 9
Coding region: 77-1936 (619 amino acids)
Biological process (GO): regulation of transcription by RNA polymerase II
Cellular component (GO): nucleus
Molecular function (GO): chromatin DNA binding
Source: RefSeq, a predicted model, not a curated record
AAGUGACGCAUUCCGAGUCCAGUGGGGGCAGUAGGAGCGAUGAGAAGACCGAGGCGGUGCUAGCGGCUGUCUGAAGAUGGAGUUUCCCGGAGGAAACGACAAUUACCUGACGAUCACGGGGCCUUCUCACCCCUUCCUGUCAGGGGCCGAGACAUUCCAUACGCCAAGCUUAGGGGAUGAGGAAUUUGAAAUCCCACCUAUCUCCUUGGAUUCUGAUCCUUCGCUUGCUGUCUCAGAUGUGGUUGGCCACUUUGAUGACCUGGCAGACCCAUCCUCCUCACAGGAUGGCAGCUUUUCAGCCCAGUAUGGGGUGCAGACAUUGGACAUGCCUGUGGGCAUGACCCAUGGCUUGAUGGAGCAGGGCGGAGGGCUCCUGAGUGGGGGCUUGACCAUGGACUUGGACCAUUCUAUAGGAACUCAGUACAGUGCCAACCCACCUGUCACAAUCGAUGUACCAAUGACAGACAUGACAUCUGGCUUGAUGGGGCAUAGCCAGUUGACCACCAUUGAUCAAUCAGAACUGAGUUCUCAACUUGGUUUGAGCUUAGGGGGUGGCACCAUCUUGCCACCUGCCCAUUCACCUGAGGAUCGCCUUUCAACCACCCCGUCACCUACUAACUCACUUCAUGAGGAUGGUGUUGAGGAUUUCCGGAGGCAAGUUCCCAGCCAGAAGACAGUUGUGGUGGAAACAGGAAAAAAGCAGAAGGCCCCAAAGAAGAGGAAAAAGAAAGAUCCUAAUGAACCUCAGAAACCAGUUUCAGCAUAUGCUUUAUUUUUCCGUGAUACACAGGCUGCCAUCAAGGGACAGAAUCCUAACGCUACUUUUGGAGAAGUUUCAAAAAUUGUGGCUUCCAUGUGGGACAGUCUUGGAGAAGAGCAAAAACAGGUGUAUAAGAGGAAAACUGAAGCUGCCAAGAAAGAGUAUCUGAAGGCUCUAGCUGCUUAUAAAGACAACCAAGAGUGUCAGGCUACUGUGGAAACAGUGGAAUUGGAUCCAGUGCCACCAGCCCAGACUCCUUCACCACCUCCUGUGGCUACUGUAGACCCAGCAUCUCCAGCACCAGCCUCAACAGAGUCACCUGCCCUAUCCCCUUGCAUUGUUGUUAAUUCUACUCUUUCAUCCUAUGUGGCAAAUCAAGCAUCUUCUGGGGCUGGUGGUCAGCCUAACAUCACCAAGCUAAUUAUUACCAAACAGAUGUUGCCCUCUUCUAUUACCAUGUCUCAGGGAGGGAUGGUUACUGUUAUCCCAGCCACAGUGGUGACCUCCCGGGGGCUCCAGCUAGGCCAAACCAGCACAGCUACUAUCCAGCCCAGCCAGCAGGCCCAGAUUGUCACUCGGUCAGUGUUGCAGGCGGCAGCAGCAGCUGCUGCUUCUAUGCAACUGCCUCCACCCCGACUACAGCCUCCUCCACUGCAACAGAUGCCUCAGCCCCCAACUCAGCAGCAAGUUACCAUUCUGCAGCAGCCGCCUCCACUUCAGGCCAUGCAACAGCCCCCACCUCAGAAAGUUAGAAUCAAUUUACAGCAACAGCCGCCCCCUCUGCAAAGUAAGAUUGUGCCUCCACCCACGCUGAAAAUGCAGACUACUAUAGUCCCACCUACUGUGGAGAGCAGUCCUGAGCAACCUGUCAAUAGAAGUCCUGAGGCCCAUACAGUGGAGGCAACCUCUCCUGAAACGAUCUGUGAGAUGAUCACAGAUGUUGUUCCUGAGGUUGAAUCUCCUUCUCAGAUGGACGUCGAGUUGGUGAGUGCAUCUCCAGUGGUGCUCUCACCCCAGCCUCGAUGCGUGAGAUCUGGUUGUGAGAACCCUCCUGUCGUGAGUAAGGACUGGGACAAUGAAUACUGCAGCAAUGAGUGUGUGGUGAAGCACUGCAGGGAUGUAUUUUUAGCCUGGGUGGCCUCCAGAAAUUCAAACACCGUUGUAUUUGUGAAAUAGUCUUUCCUGAUCUCCAAGCCAAUGAAGAGUUAUCUGCCGGGAAGAAGCCCAAGAGCCUGUUUUUGUAACACAAGCUGGGCUUCUGGUAGUGCCUGAUCUCGACUCACCAUGGUCCUUCAUGCCCCCUACCUACCCUUUCAGAAGCAAGGCUAUGGAGCAGGGCCACUGAGUUUACUAUAAUCUGCAAUGCUUUUUAUUUUCAACUGCGUGCAGAAAUACCAGGAUAGUAGCAGAGGAAAAGGUGAAGGGAGUAUAAAAAAGCAAAUCAUAGGGUAGGGGUGGUGGGGUUGUUUGGGAAAACUUGGUAUAAUUGUCAUAGGACUUGUCUAAAAUAUUAAACUGAUGGGGGAAGACUCAGCUUUGAGCCAAGGAGAAAAUGCCACUGUGUGCAUCCAGUUUAAAAGAAGUAAGGGUUAGGGUAUACAGUACAGUGGUAUAAAAGUCCUUGAGUUCAAUCCUCAGCACAAAAAAGGGAUAAAAGGGGUCCCGGGUCCCAUCAAAGGUACCACCUUAAGACAGGGAACUACAGCUAGGUGUGUUAGCACAGGCCUGAAGCCCUACAACUGUGGGAAGCUGAGGCAGGAUUAUCACCAAGUUUGAGCCCAGCCUGAGCAACUUGGUGACUUA